This is a messenger RNA of Megalopta genalis, 1368 nucleotides long. It is a transcript of the gene JMJD4, whose product is annotated as jumonji domain containing 4. Gene Ontology annotation, cellular component: nucleus; cytoplasm. The record is from RefSeq and is a predicted model, not a curated record. Gene Ontology annotation, molecular function: sequence-specific DNA binding; 2-oxoglutarate-dependent dioxygenase activity. Gene Ontology annotation, biological process: protein hydroxylation; positive regulation of translational termination. NCBI's taxonomy places the organism in Eukaryota, Metazoa, Arthropoda, Insecta, Hymenoptera, Halictidae.
UAAAUAUCUGUGAUACACUUGAAUUCAGGGCUGAAUGAACCAAUGAACAUCUAUUUACAUGGUGGUUUCUUGCAAACAAUCGAAAAUAUAAUAUUGCAUAAAACAUGUGCGGUUAUAACUUGGUAAAACGUCAAGGUGGUUUUAAAAUAGUGCAUGUGACAUUGUACUGCUUAAAAAAACGGCAUCAUGAGUUUUUAAAAACAGCUACACACUACCGUUGAGUCUUGAGGCCUAAUCCUAUAUAAAAAUAUGAAGAAGUUUGGCCGUUAACUUUAGUAUAAACAAAACCGCACAAUGUUGCAAGCACUCGAGAUUAAAAGAAACAAAUUGUCCCUUGAUCGAAAUACCGAUACAAUUGAUUGGAUCGAUCGUGUGAGUCCAUCAAUGACAUAUGAUGAAUUUUUUUCGAAUUAUUUAAUUCCAAAUAAGCCGUGUAUAUUUGAUUCAAAAGUGACAGAGAAUUGGUCAUGCAGAAGACAAUGGAGCGUGGAUGAUGCACCAGAUUUUGAUGCUCUCGAAAUAUUGUUUGGUAACUAUGCAGUGCCGGUAGCAGAUUGUAAUAAGAAGUAUUACAAUUCACAAUCCAAAGAUGACAUGCAAAUGAGAGAUUACUUAAAUUAUUGGAUGGAUUACGUGAAAAGUAACUAUUCAGACGAUAAAUCACUUUUAUAUUUAAAAGAUUGGCAUUGUCCAAGAUUAUUUCCUAAUGCUCCCAUGUACAACGUUCCCCAGUACUUUGCAUCUGACUGGUUAAAUGAAUACUAUAUUGCAAAUCCUGAUUUGGAUGAUGACUAUAGGUUCGUGUAUAUGGGACCAAGCGGAUCAUGGACACCAUUACACGCAGAUGUGUUCGGGUCUUAUAGUUGGUCUGCAAAUGUAAUUGGGAAAAAACGUUGGUUACUUUUUCCUCCUCAUCAAGAAGACUUUUUACGUGAUAUUCAUGGCCAAUUAAUAUAUGAUGCAACAUCUGAGGAACUUAACGAUUAUACAAAAUAUAAAGCCUACGAUAAACGUACAAUAAAGUAUAUCGAUGUAGUUCAGCAACCUGGAGAAAUUAUGUUUGUACCAACUGGGUGGCAUCAUCAAGUUUGGAAUCUAGAAGAUACAAUAUCUAUUAAUCAUAAUUGGAUCAAUGGGUGCAAUAUUAUGAAUGUAUGGCAUGGACUUAAGAAGGAAUUAUGUUCUGUAAUGAAAGAAGUCUCUGAUUGUAAAGAUAUGAGUGAUUGGCCAGAACAGUGUCAAUUGAUAUUAAGGUCUACGUUUGGAAUGGAUUAUUAUCAAUUCCUUGAUUUUAUAACAUUCAUAGCUACAGAACGCUUAAAUAUGGUUUUACAUAAGGAUAAAGUAAUAAGUUUUAAGAAAUUUGAA